AUGGUUGCGCAGCUAUCUUUAGCCGUUUUCUGUGGGAUAUUCGGCGCCGUAACCGCGGGCCUCAGCGCUCAACAGCGUGGCAAAGUCGACGUCUCCAUGGGCACCAUCAAGGACUCUGCACAAUACGGUGCAAUGCCUUAUUUCGAGGUUAGAAUCUUGUUCAAUCCGAACUCUUGAUUUACUGUUUUUUCAGAUCCCAGUGGACGGACAGAAAUUGACGGUUCCGAAAUCGUUUUACCACUAUUCUGAACGGGAAAUGGCCGCCAACGCCAAAUUUGGAGUGCCAGAUGAAGCCGAACUCAUAGAGACAGACACCCUUUUCGUCGACAAUAGGUUAUUUAUCUCGAACUCUCGAUCAAUCAAAUUUUUUCAGAAAAGAAAUCAACGGAUUAUAUUUGCCUCUUCCAAACAUGGAACCGAUAAAUCUUCAUUUCAUAAAUCAAAGGCGAGUCAGUUCUUAUCACUUCGAAAUUUAAUACAAGUUUUCAGAACGUUUGAAAAAGGUCUUGACACGACGGCGCACGAAGAGUCGCCGAGCAGUUUCCUACAUCAAGCAAAAACGUGCUUCACUUGAUGAUUGAACUAAGUAGAAAGUCGAACUUUCAGAAUCUGCCGAAGCAAGUCGGAGCGCGAGUGCGAGGCAGCGUUGCUCAAAUAUCAUCGUGCUAAAAGCCAUCAACUGCGAAGAGAACGUCAACCACUCCACGAACAACUUCUGACGCUGGUCAGUCACUCUAAAUAGGAAACCAUUUGCAGCGCCGAAAUCGACGAAACAAAUUGUCCGCAACUGCAAUUAAGCGACCUAAGCUAAGACUUCAGGGCGAGCUUUCAUCAUCGGCGAAAGUGCGCGACCGUGAAGGAGAAGGCCUAGGAGUGGUGGUCGGCGUUCCUGGAUACGAUCCGCUCUACCUCGGCGCCGCCCUCGGACACGACAAUAGCCACGACCUCAAAGUUCGGUUUUCUCCGCCAUCCUAG
Molecule: messenger RNA, 975 nt
Organism: Caenorhabditis auriculariae
Lineage: Eukaryota; Metazoa; Nematoda; Chromadorea; Rhabditida; Rhabditidae
Source: the annotation of a GenBank genome assembly